Clunio marinus is the source of this 204-nucleotide messenger RNA. Lineage: Eukaryota; Metazoa; Arthropoda; Insecta; Diptera; Chironomidae. The record is from the annotation of a GenBank genome assembly.
AUGUCAAUGUUUGGUUCAACGCGCAACUUGUGUUGGUGUCAAAGCACAACUUUUCAACGCAUCGUGGAACAAUGCAGUGAUACUGAGAGGCAAAAGAUUGAGUUGGUAGUAAAACCAUCGGCGAUGAGAAGCUUAGACACUAUAAAAUCGCACAUAAACAAUAAAGACAAAAUGGGAAAAGAUCUUCGAGAGUUUCUUUUAUAG